UCUUGGUUUUUUUUAAAAAAAGAAAACCCUAUUUUUGUUUCUAAAUAGCACCAACAGGAAAGAAAUGACACUGUUUAAGUGACUUGUACUCAUUUUUUAAAGAAACGACUGGUACCAUUGUUUAUUUCUCAUAUGCGUUCUUUGAGUUUACAGUGGAUGGGGGUGGGAUUCUAAAUGUGCAUUUUUUAAAAAAAUUAACAGUUUCUAGAGAAAUGUAUUUCGAAACGGUUUGUUCUCCAGCUGUAUGAUAUCAACAGUACCAAAGCGUGGAUAUUAAACACAAGGAUGUACAAGACGCGAGCAACUCUAAAUAUAAUCAUGGUGUCUUUUCUACAUCUGUUGCAAGGUUCUGAACACGGAUCUGGAAAGAGAACAUCCCUUUCUAACUUGGCGUGGUCAGAGCAGCAGAUAAGGAAAGCUGCCAGCCUAGAAGAGUUACUUCGAAUUACCCAUUCUGAAGAUUGGAAGCUGUGGAAAUGCCGACUAAAACUCAAGAGUGUGGCUGCCUUGGAUUCCAGAUCUGCCUCACAUCGCUCCACAAGAUUUGCAGCUGCUUCCUACGAUACUGAGAUGCUCAAAAUUAUAGAUGAGGAGUGGCAAAGGACUCAGUGUGUGCCAAGGGAGACCUGUGUAGAAGUGGCCAAAGAGCUGGGAACAGCCACCAACAAAUUUUUCAAGCCUCCGUGCGUGAAUGUGUACAGAUGUGGAGGCUGCUGCAAUGAAGAGAGCCUGAACUGCAUGAACACGAGUAUGUCUUACAUUUCCAAGAUGCUCUUUGAGAUUUCGGUACCUUUAACAAAUGUGCCAGAUCCAAUUCAAGUCAAAAUUGCAAACCACACAGGUUGUAGGUGUAUCACAAAUAUUCAGCACCAAUCGUAUACAGUCAUCCGAAGAUCUGUCCAGUAUCCAGAGGAGGAUCGUUGCCCCCGUAUAAAUAAAGUGUGUGAUGAUGGAUGGAUAUGGAACAGCAGUAAAUGUGAAUGUGUUGUAAACACAGACCAUCAUGGCAGAAAGGAAGGGCUCCCUCCACUUGCUGAACUUGCGAUGUGUGCACCAAAUAUGGACUUUGAUGACGAAAACUGCGAGUGCAUCUGUAAAUGGAAGUGCACGGGCAAUUUAUUUCAGAACAAAGAGAACUGCAGCUGCUACUUGUGUACAGAGAGCCAGGAGAGCUGUUUUCAAAAACACAAGACAUUUAAUGCAGAAACAUGCAGCUGUGAAGACAAAUGCCCAUUCCAAGCCAGAAUGUGCCCAGCUGCUCGACCAGCGUGUUCAAGGCACUGUCGCUGUCUGAGAGGGGGAAGAAGUCCUUAUGGGUCCCAAAGCAAAGAUACCCCUUAAUCGAGCUUUUAUCUCCUGUAUCAAGCACUACACUGCUUUGCAAAGUAGCUGUCUGUCACUGGCUAUUAAUCUAUAAUAAUCAUGGAUAUGGGUAAAUUACUGGUAGAAAAAUAAAAUCCAAUCUGCAUUCAUUAAUAACAUUGCCAUCUUGCCUCAAAUGUCUGCUACAACAAAUUAUUCUUUGUUCUGUAAAGGGAAAACCUCAAUCCAUCACUGCUGUAGCAUGGAAAAGAAACUGGUAUGGUUGAAAUGGGAACAGUAGUCAUCCUUCAACUUGGAAAUGCAGAAACAUGUCCUACACCCUCAACUCACAGUUCUUAUAGAGCAUAUGUCUUUCGAGCAAUCUUUUCAGAUCUUCUAAUGUUCGGUUCCCGAAUAUGUUCAGCACUGAAUUAUUUGAUCUACUGUCCAUCUUUGUUUUAUUAUUUGGAUGUAUUAUAAAACUACUGUCUGAUGUGUCAUAUUUGAAAUGUAUAUAGGACAAUAAAAGCACCAAUUAUUAA
Messenger RNA from Elgaria multicarinata webbii, 1844 nucleotides. RefSeq names its product vascular endothelial growth factor D (gene VEGFD). Gene Ontology annotation, molecular function: vascular endothelial growth factor receptor 3 binding; chemoattractant activity; growth factor activity. Gene Ontology annotation, biological process: positive regulation of angiogenesis; positive regulation of mast cell chemotaxis; positive regulation of endothelial cell proliferation. Gene Ontology annotation, cellular component: membrane. NCBI's taxonomy places the organism in Eukaryota, Metazoa, Chordata, Lepidosauria, Squamata, Anguidae. The record is from RefSeq and is a predicted model, not a curated record. The coding region runs from base 286 to 1341 and encodes 351 amino acids. The transcript is spliced from 7 exons.